AGUGACAGAGGUAAUAUGACAAUAGCUAGAAGUAUAACUCCUAUAUCAUGAAGUAAUAAUUAAUUAUAAUGAAGUAAUCGUCUGUCUGAAUGAACUAUCUGUUUAUAUAAUACUACUGGCAGGAAAAUAAUAUACCAAUGGCAGACGUUACUCGAUCAGCAAACUUCAGUGUUGAUGUUGUACUUAGGGGAAACUUAGAAGUUAAUUUAGUUGCAGAGGAUUUUAAUACGUCGUGUGUAGUUCAACAUGGAACAAAUGUGAGAUGGCAUACAGAUAAUGGGCCAAAGGAUGAUGGAGUAAAGUCAGUCAUUGAUGCUUACAAGGAAAUAGACAUGGAUGAUGAUGAUUUCAUGGAUAGUGGUCCAGUUGGUAAGCCGGUAGGGACUGAGGUCAUUGUUUACAAUGCUAACAAGAUCAAAACUUUGAAGGGUCUAAUGGAGGUACGUACUAGAACAGAGAAAAUUGUUUCUCAUGCAUUGCGAUCUCCAUUCGCUGACAGACCGGUUAAGAUUACAAACAAGCUCAGUAAAGAUGAGAAGGAAUCAUAUUACUGGAUUCUUGUAACACAUGAAAGAGACAGGUAUGAUUUCUAA
Molecule: messenger RNA, 593 nt
Organism: Salvia splendens (bonfire salvia)
Lineage: Eukaryota; Viridiplantae; Streptophyta; Magnoliopsida; Lamiales; Lamiaceae
Exons: 4
Coding region: 138-593 (151 amino acids)
Source: RefSeq, a predicted model, not a curated record